AUGCCCCUUGCGUUGGAUAGAGCAAAAAAGGCUGGUCGAGAUUGGUUAAUAGGAUUUUUAAAAAGAAACCCAAAACUAUCUGUUAGAAAACCAGAGGCAACUUUAAUUGUGAGAGCAUUGGCAUUUAAUUGGUAUACUAUUGAUAUUUUCUUUAUCAAAUUACAAGAACGUAUAUCAGAGUCUAAAGCAACAUCAUUUAAAAUUUUUAAUCUUGAUAAGACAGGUUUUACUACUGUGCAGAAAACUUUUUUUGUCAUUGCAUCAAAUGGAACAAAGUACGUCGGGCAAAUAACAUCUAGAGAAAGAGGUGAAUUAGUAACAGUGUGUUGCAUUGUCUCUACAGCUGGUGUAACAAUACCCCAUGUUAUUGUUUUUCCAAGAAAAUCAUUUAGAAACCCACAAAUGAGAAGGCUACCAGAAGGUUUUAUUGGAUUAGCCAAUCAAUCUGGAUGGAUGAAUGCUGAAAUAUUUAUAGAUGUUUUAAAGCACUCUGUUAAGUUUUCUCGUUUAACUGCCGCUCACAAAGUUUUAAUGAUUAUAGAUAAUCAUUAA
Messenger RNA from Hydra vulgaris (swiftwater hydra), 552 nucleotides. RefSeq lists its product as uncharacterized. Gene Ontology annotation, cellular component: nucleus. Gene Ontology annotation, molecular function: DNA binding. Lineage: Eukaryota; Metazoa; Cnidaria; Hydrozoa; Anthoathecata; Hydridae. The record is from RefSeq and is a predicted model, not a curated record.